This is a messenger RNA of Alnus glutinosa, 3699 nucleotides long. RefSeq names its product probable LRR receptor-like serine/threonine-protein kinase At3g47570. Gene Ontology annotation, biological process: protein phosphorylation. The record is from RefSeq and is a predicted model, not a curated record. The transcript is spliced from 4 exons. Lineage: Eukaryota; Viridiplantae; Streptophyta; Magnoliopsida; Fagales; Betulaceae. Gene Ontology annotation, molecular function: ATP binding; protein kinase activity; protein binding. The coding region runs from base 46 to 3258 and encodes 1070 amino acids.
CUUUUUCCCAAAUUCCCAUAUUUUGUUUGUUCCUUUCAAUUUGUAAUGCUACAAUCUCCUUAUAUAUCAGCCUCACUUGAGCUCACACACAUCCCCAGUACCUCAACCAACAUAUAUACACUACUCAUGGAGAGAAUUUGUUUUUCAUUUCCCUUUUUUGUGGCACUUCACAUGGUACAAUGUUAUAUGGCAAGCCCAGAUGUUGCAAAUGUUCUUAACAUUGCCACCGAUCAAUCAGCUCUUCUUGCCUUAAAAGCUAGUAUUUCUUAUGAUCCUCAUAAUGUUUUGACAAGCAACUGGUCUACCGGCACCUCUGUUUGUAAUUGGAUUGGUAUUACUUGUGGUUUUCAUCAUCAUCGAGUCACAGCCUUGAACCUUUCUUACAUGGAUCUCACAGGUACCAUUCCUCCGCACAUAGGAAACCUUUCAUUUCUUGUUAGUCUAAGUCUCAUAAACAACAGUUUUCAUGGAUCUGUGCCCAAUGAGUUGGCUCGUCUUUACCGGUUGCGUUACUUAUCUUUGAAGUCCAAUGACUUCAGUGGAGAAAUUCCUUCAUGGAUGGGGCUGUUAUCCAAACUUCGACUUUUGUCUCUAGAUAAUAACAGUUUCACAGGCAGUAUUCCACCAUCUCUAUGUAACAUAUCUUCAUUGGAGGCAAUAAGUUUUGGAUCUAACAAGCUUUCGGGCUCUAUUUCUUUGUUCAAGUGCAAACGACUGCAACAUUUAUAUUUAGGGUAUAACUAUUUCACUGGAAGCGUACCUUCAGAAAUUGGAAACUUAAUCAUGCUCAGAGAAUUAUACCUUCAUGGUAACAACUUUAGAGGAAGUAUACCUUCAGAAAUUGGAGCCUUAAGUUUGCUGACAAAGUUAUACCUUCACGACAACAAUUUUGAAGGUGCAAUACCAAGUGAAAUUGGUAAUCUACAAAACCUUGAGAUCUUUGCUAUCAGUGAGAACAAAUUUAUGGGGCAAAUUCCGUUUGAGAUAUUUAAUAUCUCAACAAUUCAAAUAAUUGGUAUGUCUUUUAAUAUGCUCUCCGGACAUCUUCCAUCAAAUAUAGGCAUUUUCCUUCCAAAUCUUCAACAUCUUUAUGUUUCUCAUAACACACUGAGUGGAACAAUACCUAGCUCUAUCUCCAAUGCUUCACAACUCACAGAACUAGAUCUGCGCUUCAAUGCAUUCUCGGGCUUAAUUCCUAAAUCACUUGUAAAUUUAAGGCUCCUUCAGUGGCUCAACCUAGCAGGAAAUAAUUUGACCAUUGAAUAUUCCACUCCAGAUUUCAACUUUUUCUCUUCUUUGUCAAAUGUUGCAUAUCUAACAUUUUUAGACUUGUCAUAUAAUCCACUUAACAGUGUCCUUCCUAGUUCCAUUGGAAAUCUCUCCACUUCUCUUGAAACACUUCACAUUGAUAAUUGCAAUAUCAAGGGAAGCAUUCCAAGAGAGAUAAGCAAUUUAAGCAACUUGGUUACUUUGUCCCUACAGCUCAAUGAAUUGGCUGGACCUAUUCCAACUACAGUAGAAAGAUUGCAUAAGCUUCAAGGUCUCUAUCUUGAUAAUAAUGGACUAGAAGGUUCCAUCCCAUCUAAUCUUUGUCAUUUAGAGAGCUUGUUUGAGUUGUAUUUAGAUGCUAAUGAGCUUUCUGGUCCUAUUCCUACAUGUGUAAAUAACAUGACUUCUCUAAGAGUCCUUUACUUAGAAUCCAACAAUUUAACUUCCAUGAUUCCCUUGAGCUUGUGGAGCCUUAGGUAUAUUUUGGAGGUCAGACUCUCAUCAAAUUCUCUAAGUGGCCCUCUCCCAUUCGAGAUUGGAAACUUGAAGGUCUUGAGAGUACUAAUGUUAUCAAGAAAUCAACUGUCUGGCGAUAUCCCACCAACAAUUGGUGGCCUCAAAGAUUUAGCUAACCUUUCCUUGGCAAACAAUCGAUUAGAAGGCUCAAUUCCUGAAUCAAUUGGUGGACUUGUAAGCUUGGAAUUUUUGGAUCUUUCCAAUAACAAUUUAUCUGGCGAGAUUCCCAAGUCUUUAGAAUCACUUUCAUACCUCAAAUAUCUAAAUGUCUCUUUCAAUAGACUACAAGGAAAAAUUCCUGUAGGAGGACCAUUUGUAAACUCCUCUGCUGCAUCAUUUAUGUCAAAUGAUGGACUUUGUGGUGCUCCCCGACUGCAAGUUUCUCCAUGUAAAGUAGGUGUUUCUCGAUCAAAAAAGACUACAAUUGCACAUAUACUAAAGUAUGCAUUACCAACAAUUGGGUUAACAAUACUUGUAGUAGUUGCUCUUGUAUUAGUGUGGAUAAGAUGCCAAAAACAGAAUAAGCAAAUUCCAGUAGAAGCAAACUCUAUACCGCUAGCUACAUGGAGGAGAAUUUCUAAAGAAGAACUUUUACAAGCAACAGAAGGGUUCAAUGCAAGCAACUUACUUGGUAAAGGGAGUUUUGGAUCAGUAUACCAAGGGACACUCUCAGAUGGAAUAAUUGUUGCAAUAAAAGUUUUCAACUUGGCAGUAGAAGGGGCGUUCAAGAGUUUUGAUACAGAGUGUGAGGUAUUGCGCAAUAUUCGUCAUCGAAAUCUUGUCAAAAUCAUCAGCACGUGUAGUAACAUGGACUUCAAAUCUUUUGUAUUGGAAUACAUGCCUAAUGGAAACCUAGAGAAAUGGUUGUAUUCUCAAGACCAUUGUUUGAGUGUCUUACAAAGACUAAAUAUAAUGAUCGAUGUCGCAUCAGCACUCGAAUAUCUUCAUCAUGGUUAUUCAACACCUAUUGUUCAUUGUGAUUUGAAGCCGAGCAAUGUCUUAUUAGAUGAAGAUAUGGUCGCACAUGUGGCUGAUUUUGGAAUUGCCAAACUGUUAGGUGAUGGAGAUUCUAUGAUGCGAACCAUAACUCUUGCUACUAUUGGGUAUAUGGCACCAGAGUAUGGAUUGGAAGGAAUUGUUUCUACAAGAGGCGAUGUCUAUAGUUAUGGUGUUUUGCUGAUGGAAACUUUCACAAGAAAGAAACCUACCGAUGAUAUGUUUGUUGGAGAAAUGAGCUUGAAGCGUUGGGUAGAGGAAUCUUUACGCCUUUCAGUAAUUAAAGUUGUUGAUGCCUAUUUGUUGAGAACCGAAAGAGAUUAUGCUUCUAUGGAGAAUUGUAUGUCAUCCAUAAUGGGAUUGGCUUUGCAGUGUUGUGCUGAGUUACAUGAGCAAAGGAUUAAUGCAAAAAGUAUUUUAAUCACACUAAACAAGAUCAAACUGGAGUUUCUACAAGAUACUAAAGGAAGAAGCUAGUUAAAUGAGAACAUCAGGUUUGUUUAUAUCUCUUUCAUGUUUGUGCUUUUGAAAUAAUAUAACUCUCUUGAGACCUAUAACUAGUCUCUUAUAUGAGAACAAGAUAAGAUAUUUAUUUAUAGCCAUUGCUUUGUUGUGGUAUAUAAUAGUAACAUUUAUAAGUGGUAUAGCUAAUGGUUGUAGUGACCUAUAAUUACUCGCCAAUGGGUAUUCUAAGUUAGUCUCAAAGUGUUAAUGGCAACAAAAUCAUUAGCUUCUCUCUCAGGACACAAAUGAUAUAUAGCAAUUGUGGGAUUGUGCUAACAGAUGUGUCCUUGUCUGUAGAUAUUGCCCCCAACAUGCAUCAUGUGGGGGAGGAAGGGGGUUGGUUAUCAUUUAUCCUCUGAAGUUGUUAUCAUUUAUCCUACUGUAUUGUGCAAUAAAUGACGUUCAUCAGCAAAA